Leishmania braziliensis MHOM/BR/75/M2904 is the source of this 975-nucleotide messenger RNA. RefSeq lists its product as hypothetical. Lineage: Eukaryota; Euglenozoa; Kinetoplastea; Trypanosomatida; Trypanosomatidae. Bases 1 to 975 code for a protein of 324 amino acids. The transcript has a single exon. The record is from RefSeq and is a predicted model, not a curated record.
AUGGACCCAGUAAAGAGGCGACUUGUAUACGUAGCGGAUGAAAGCGAAGUACUUUUGAAAGAGCUCUCUGGGACUCCACCGACGCGACAGUCGCGCAUGACGCGGCUUCUCGUGCCGCUCUCGCCACCAACGCCUUCACAGAAAUCCACCCACUCGGUGUCCCCGCUUCCGCGCCCAAUCGACACAAUCGCUAAAGUAGCGCCGCUCGCGAUGGCUGACACAGCGUUGCUCGUCUCGUACGACGGAUUUCUGCUCACUGACGGCAAUGGACGUUUCACAACGCCCCGCGACGCGGCACAAGCCGAAAAAAUUCGCGACGCUCUCAAGUCAUGUCGUGCGUUCCUCAAAGAGUUCUUGGAUGCGGCGCAAGCCGAGAGAGCGUCGACAGAGUCCUACAGCUCCGCUGCCUCUAGCUCCACGUACAUGGAAGAAGAAGACUCCGACUUAGAAGAUAGUAGCAGCAACGAGUCGCCCCCGCCACGCCCGCGCGCCGCAACGGCCGUGAAAGCACGGCCUCCACAUGCUCAGCCGGUCACUCCAUCACAGAUGACAGUGGCAGAGCUGAAGGCGUUCCUGCGUGAUCGUGGACUUUUGACUACCGGUAACAAGGAGAGCCUCGUAAAGCGCGUGCAGAAGGCGCAGCGCGCGCGUAAUUCGGUGCGCGGUGCAGCGACCGUCCCUGCAUGUGGUGCUGCAAGCAGAAGAAGCUUGCAAGGCUCCCACUCCGGUCCCAAUACGCUGAGCUCUGACGUAUUAAUGUCGCCUCCACCAGUGGGCCAGAGGCCGCCGCAGCUACCCUCGCCAAACUCCUACACGAAUGACGAGAAGAAUAGUGGCCUUUGGGAUGUGCUGGUGCACGCUGGCUCACGUCUUUUUCGGGGAGGGGCGCGUACGUCUUGGGGAUUUCAUUCACGUCAACCGGAGGACGCUGACGACGCGCCGCUUUCGAAGCGUUGCCGACUGGGCACAGAGUAG